Phycomyces blakesleeanus NRRL 1555(-) is the source of this 726-nucleotide messenger RNA. RefSeq lists its product as hypothetical. Bases 1 to 726 code for a protein of 241 amino acids. The record is from RefSeq and is a predicted model, not a curated record. Lineage: Eukaryota; Fungi; Mucoromycota; Mucoromycetes; Mucorales; Phycomycetaceae. The transcript is spliced from 4 exons.
AUGGCCUGCAUAAUCAAUCAAUUUUCAACUGUGCCGAUGGGAAAAUUCAGGCAUGGAUCUGGAUUUGACACGCGCCAAUUCUCUCAAGAGAAUUGUGCCAGAUUUGCGGAGGCCAUCUAUAAGCAAUGUGGUGUAUAUAAACACAUCGUUGGCUUUAUCGAUGGCACCAUGCAGAAAGUCUGCCGUCCUACUGAGGAUGAUGAACAAAAGCUUGUAUACAAUGGAUGGAAGCAUAUACAUUGUAUCAAACAUCAGGCCAUUGCUACACCUGAUGGCAUUACCAGCAGUCUUGUGGGUCCAUUUAUUGGAUCUACCCAUGAUGCCAAAAUGUUCGAUGAUUCUCGAACGCUCGAUCGGUUGAUCCUCCACCUUGACCAGUUGAGCACAGAAGAAAAUGAUAUUGGGUAUGCAAUUUACGGUGAUUUGGCGUACACCGCAUCCGAGCAUGUUUUCAGACCGUAUAGAGAAUAUGAACUGAGAAGACAUCUCAAUGGAAAGUAUGUCAUCAAGAAGAUGUCAAAGGUCAGGGUGCAAGUGGAGAUGGAGUUUGGGAAGAUGUUCCAGUUCUUCAAGUUCUGCAAGUCUGACUAUGCAAUGAAAAUCAGAGGAAAUACAAAGCCUUUCCAGGUUUACGUUCUGUGCACGAUUUUCAAGAACUUCCAUACCUGUUUUAAUGGGUCAGCCGCAACAGCAAUCUUUGGAUUGACUCCUCCAAUCAUAGAAUAA